AUGUAUUUCCGGUCAAUGGUCUAUACUGCGUCUUUUGCCUUUUUCGAGGCUUUAUGGGAGGCUGGGGUCACCCAUGUCUUCGCCAAUCUAGGGUCCGAUCAUCCCUCCAUCUUGGAGGCCAUGGUGAAGGGCCAGAAAGAGAAGCCCGAUGAAUUCCCCAAAGUUAUUACGUGUCCUAACGAGAUGGUAGCCCUUUCCAUGGCCGAUGGCUACGCUCGAUUGACCGGCAAACCGCAAUGCGUUAUUGUUCAUGUUGAUGUGGGCACACAAGGAUUAGCAGCAGCCGUACAUAAUGCCUCCUGUGGACGCGCCCCAGUCUUGAUCUUUGCUGGCCUCUCUCCCUUCACCAUCGAAGGGGAGAUGCGCGGCUCUCGUACCGAGUACAUUCACUGGAUUCAAGAUGUUCCGGAUCAGAAGCAGAUUGUUUCUCAAUACUGUCGCUAUUCUGGAGAGAUCCGUUCUGGGAAAAAUGUGAAGCAAAUUGUCAAUCGCGCCCUUCAAUUUGCGAUGAGUGAUCCCAAGGGCCCAGUAUACUUGGCUGGUGCUCGUGAGGUAAUGGAAGAGGAGAUCGAGCCAUAUAAAGUCAACCAAAGUGUUUGGGGUGCUGUCGCACCGUCUGCAUUGCCGGCUGAGGGGGUUGAGCUGAUCGCAUCGGAACUCGCUGCCGCCAAGGAGCCUCUAGUGAUUGUGGGUUAUUCCGGUCGUGAGACCAGGGGAGUGGAGGAGCUAGUUAAACUCGCAGACACCUUCAAGGGAGUCCGAGUAUUGGACACCGGUGGAUGUGACAUGUGCUUCCCUAGUGACCACCCAGCGUGGUUGGGGCUGCGAUAUGGCAUCCACGAGGCCAUCAAACGGCAGAUGUUAUCCUUGUUGCCGACUAUCAUCCAUGUAGAUGUUGAUCCGCUCAAACAGCAAAUGCCGGUCUUUUAUCUCCCUUCCAUGGCUACGUAUCGUGCAGAAUCGGCAACGGCAUUUAGACAGAUCAAUGAGUACGUUGCCGCUAACAACUCACUAACACAGGCGCUGAACUCCGAAGAACAAACAUUUCUUGGUAAGCGUCGUGAGGAGGGAUAUAAGCAGAUCCGACAAGGGAUCACAGACCUUGCUGUUGUACCAUCGGGAGGUGGUAACACGGAUCUUAACGUGUCUUACAUGAUCAGUCAGGUUCGGGAGACUUGCCCGGCAGACACUAUCUGGGCUAUCGAGGCUGUAACCCUCACCCCAUUUGUAGCUGACCAAAUCGCUGCCACCUUGCCCAAGUCAUGGAUCAACUGUGGUGGCGGUGGACUUGGUUGGUCCGGUGGGGGUGCUCUCGGUAUCAAGUUGGCCACUGAUCAUGAAAGCGGCGGUACGAACAAGGGCAAAUUUGUCUGCCAGAUUGUGGGCGAUGGCACGUACCUCUUUUCCGUGCCGGGUUCCGUCUACUGGAUCUCAAGACGCUAUAACAUACCUAUUCUUACUAUUGUCCUGAACAACAAGGGCUGGAACGCUCCCAGGCGGAGUAUGCUUCUCGUUCAUCCCGAGGGUGACGGCUCGCGCGCGACUAACGAGGACCUCAACAUCUCAUUUGCCCCUACCCCUGAUUACCCAGGCAUUGCGAAGGCUGCUGCGGGAGGCGAGAUUUGGGCUGGCACUGCAGCUACUGUUUCUGAGCUUGCCAAGUUGCUGCCCGAGGCUAUCAAAACUGUACAGAAUGGAACUACCGCUGUCUUGGAGGUUCAGUUAGACGGUACAGUCGGCAAACAUGUCAACAAGAACUGA
This is a messenger RNA of Aspergillus nomiae NRRL 13137, 1761 nucleotides long. Its product is annotated as putative thiamine pyrophosphate enzyme. The record is from RefSeq and is a predicted model, not a curated record. Gene Ontology annotation, cellular component: mitochondrion; acetolactate synthase complex. NCBI's taxonomy places the organism in Eukaryota, Fungi, Ascomycota, Eurotiomycetes, Eurotiales, Aspergillaceae. Gene Ontology annotation, biological process: L-valine biosynthetic process. The transcript has 5 exons. Gene Ontology annotation, molecular function: flavin adenine dinucleotide binding; acetolactate synthase activity; thiamine pyrophosphate binding. The coding region runs from base 1 to 1761 and encodes 586 amino acids.